Molecule: messenger RNA, 864 nt
Organism: Letharia columbiana
Lineage: Eukaryota; Fungi; Ascomycota; Lecanoromycetes; Lecanorales; Parmeliaceae
Exons: 2
Coding region: 1-864 (287 amino acids)
Source: RefSeq, a predicted model, not a curated record
AUGGCGGAGCUGGCAGUGACUGGCAGCGUCAUUACUGUAGCCGCUUUGGCAUGGCAGAGUACCAAAAGGCUCUAUGGGUUAGUCGAUGCACUGAACAAGGCUCCGGAAGCUAUUGCACACACCAAAUUCAAUCUCUCCUCAAUGCAGAGCACGCUAGAGACGCUGAGACACACUCUGGACACCGAAAAGUCCGCAGCCUUCGAGGCGGCCUUGCAGGGAACCAGGCUGGCCGACGCAUUGGAGGGUUCGCAGCAGGAGUGUGAUAGGUUUGGCAAAAAAAUCCAGACUUAUACAAAGCAUUCGAAAGACACCACCGUCAGCAAACGCGACAGAUUCACCUUGAACUUCCAUGAAACUGAGAUCAAUGGAUUCAAUGGUCGCUUACAAGAUCACCGGCAGGUCAUCACACUCGUCUUAACUUCGAUGAACCUGAUAAUCUCAAAGUCCUCAUCCACAGAUACCCAGCAGCUGAGUGAGCGAUUCACAACUCAAGAGACGGAACUCAAGGCUUUAAACACGCAGCUAAACAAUACAUUAAGCCAUCUUCAAGGUCUCUCGCUAUCAACUAGGACCGACGAAAACACAGCAACCGCUGCUGAAGACCGCGAUUGGAAUAUCCACUCUAUAUUGAGACUGAUGAGCGUCUGUCGGGACGCUAUCUCAGCUACAUCUGAAGCAAAGCCAACCAAUCUCAAGUUUGGAGACCACUCUGCAGACAAUUCCCGGUUUUUCGAAGGCGUUGCUGGCAGGGCGCAGCGGAACGUGACACAAGCGCACGGAAAUGCGGUCGUCACGGGCGGGAGUACUGCAGCGAGGGGCCAGAUGGAUGCAGACACUUUCAAAAUCAUGUUUGGAAGUCAUUAG